UCAUCUGCGACAACUUUUCAUUAUUUUAAUGCCAUUAAAUAACUCUCAUGUUUUGGGUGUCAUAUUACACCAUCUUAUCUUUAUUAGUGAUAACAAAGAAGUUGUUUCUAAUUGACUCUUGUUUCUAAUUGACUCUUAGUAGCAAGCAUCAUCCACAACUUUAUAUGAAUAUAGUCUGUUAUUUGUUCAUAUUAUUAUUUCGUUGGGUACAUCCUCUCUGUUGAAACUGCAGAAUUGUGACUUGAUGUACAUGGCAGCCGAUCUUGGAGUGCUUGUUUCAGCCAACUUAAUUUGCUUGUCAAACUUGAACUGGAUCUCCUUGUUGCCGUUUUUUGUAAGUAGUUCUUUUUUUUUUCUGAAGAAAAGAAAAAAUCUCAUAUUACCUCCGUUUUAAAAUGAAAUUUCUAAGUACAAAAUCUUUUUUGACAGUAACUUUUAUGUGAGAAGCUGAUUUUAGUUGGAAUUUUUUUCUUCUUUAUUUUGCUAUAUAUAUGGUGCAAAUUUAUGGAACAGAAAUGGUACUUUUACAAAGAAGUGUUCAUUUAGGUUAGUGGAUUGAUUUCGGUUUAGGUGUUUUGGGUCGGUUUGAAAUCAUGUUCUGUGUUUAUAUUGUAAAUCAUUUUUAAAGUCGGGUCAAAUCGAAUUUUAUUACAAAGUCGGAUAAAUUUGAAUCAUCGGGUCUAUUUUGAACACCCAAAUAGUUUUGCCGUUGUAUGAUAUUGUCAACUGAGGUUGUAGACUUUGUAGUUAAAAGGUUUUGCUGUAUUUUGUGGUCACUGUCAGACUGUUUUAUAUUAUUAGAAAAUAUGUAAUACACGUGUCAAAUAUCUGUUGAUUUUAAUUGGAUUUCCAUGUCACUUGAAAAUCCAACAAGGUAGUUCUCUCAUCCAUAAGCAUCAAAUCUUUUAGAUAAGACGAUAAGCCCACGUAGAACCAGAAACUCGACCCUUAGCCUUUGUUUUCUGUUUCAUCCCCCAAACCAAUUUCCCUCUUUUCACUCCUCUAGAGUUAUACCAUGGCAUCUUCUACUUUGAUCACCCCAACCUCCAAGCUCAAACUCCUUUCCUUGACCCCGAUCAAGUCUAAACUCGCCACCACUACUACCAGCGCGGCUGCUCAACCAUCCCCUACCUCUGGUGCCGCCAUCCUCACUCGAAGACAGCUCACCAUCACCGUGCUCACUGCCACCCUUGUGUCGCCUCUUAUUGCUCCCACCGCCAAUGCUGAAUCGAACGAUGAGUACGUGAAGGAGACACAAGAAGUGAUCACCAAGGUAAGGACUACACUCACCAAGAACAAAACUGACCCUGAUGUAGCAGAUGCUGUAGCAGAUCUUAGAGCCACUUCUAACUCAUGGGUGGCUAAGUAUAGAAGAGAGAAAUCUCUUCUUGGGAAACCGUCUUUUAGAGAUAUGUACUCCGCUCUUAAUGCUGUUUCUGGUCAUUACAUCAGUUUUGGGCCCACUGCUCCUAUUCCUGCCAAGAGGAAAGCUAGGAUCUUAGAGGAGAUGGACUCUGCUGAAAAGUCUUUGCUUAGAGGAAGAUAAACAUCUUUUUUUCAUUUUCCCUCUCUUGUGUAUUUAUAAAUUUAUCUUAUUAUGUAAUGAGGAUUUACUUUUGAAAAUUAUUAAAGAGAGAAAUGGUUGGUAAGCAUGGAUUCUUGUAAUUAGACCAAUGUAGUCUAUAUGGGUUUUGCAUAAUCUAAAACAUAAUACAAAGUCUAUCUAGCAUUCUUUUUCUUGUACA
Amaranthus tricolor (Joseph's coat) is the source of this 1745-nucleotide messenger RNA. RefSeq names its product photosystem II repair protein PSB27-H1, chloroplastic. The coding region runs from base 1016 to 1546 and encodes 176 amino acids. Lineage: Eukaryota; Viridiplantae; Streptophyta; Magnoliopsida; Caryophyllales; Amaranthaceae. Gene Ontology annotation, cellular component: chloroplast thylakoid lumen; photosystem II. Gene Ontology annotation, biological process: photosystem II repair; photosystem II assembly. The record is from RefSeq and is a predicted model, not a curated record. The transcript has a single exon.